AUGGUUCAGGAUCACAACGACCCGAGUAAUAGAGAAAGUUCAGUCACAGACGUCUCGUCACCCCCUGUCACAAAUGGCGACGACGGCAUCGUUGGUGAGAAUGGAGGAAUCGGUGGAGGCGAAGAAUCCGUCCUUGCUGGCGAGGACGACGAAUCCAUGGCAGGCGACGGUAAUGGCUCGAAAGACAGUCUUCGACGGACGAGCUCCAAGAUCGCAAACUUGAGAUUGGCGUUCGAGAAGCAGAAUGAUGGUACAUCGCCGAAUGGCAAAAGUGUGUUCGAGAGAAGUCCAGCGAGAAGUCGAGAUCGAGGAGGGGACAUGACCAAAUUGAAAGAGCAGCACGAGGCGGAAAUCGCGAAGAUCAAGGCACAGCAAGAGGUUGAGGUAGCGCGACUCAAGGAACAACAUCAAUCAGAGACUGUCAAUCUCAAGCGGCAGUUGGGGACUGAGGUGGAAAUGCGACAAGCGUUUGAGGACAAGUGUACGGGUCUUGAGGAGCAGAUCGAAGCACUGCAGGCGCAGGUGGCACGCAAGGGCAAUGAACACGAAUCUGAGCUGGAACGAAGAACGACAACUCUGCAGCAAGAGAAGGUUAAAGCACAAGAGGACGCCAACAACCUGCAAAAGCAACUCUACGAACUCAAACGAGGCAUCUCAACAUCAACGCGGAUAGACAACGAAGUGUCAGACUCGAGCUUCACGCAACAGUUCCAGAAUCUCUACCACGAGACACAGAACUGGGUGGUCAACAACUAUCGCAAAAUCAAGGUCGAGAAGACGAGCGAGGAGAUAUGUGCUCUCUUGCAGAACAUCGCAGAGCCCAAGCAGCUCGAAAACCUGGAACCGAUCUUUCGAAAGUUCGACUCAUCGAUAAAGCUCGCAGCCUUCCAAGCCACAGCAGUAUGCUACAUGAUGGAGAUCUUCAACGAGCCACUCCUCUUCGGGCUUCCUAGCCAACAAGACUGGCGAAGGAGCAUCAAGAAAGCAGCCGAGACCCUCCCGGCAGUCCUCUCGCCGGCAUCUUAUAACAAAUGGCGUUCAGUCACGACAGAUGCACUUCGGCAAAGCGAGAGUGAAGAAAUCAAGACGUCUCUCGAAUCCGCGGCGAAGAGCAUGGCGGAGAUGAUAUGCAUCACGCUGAAUACACUAAGUGAUGCGGAGGACUCUGCGGCGAGGGUGACUUCGUUGCAAGCGAUCCUCAAAAGGACUGUCUCUCUAUCUCACCUCUUUCGCAUCCAGCGCGCGAGAUAUGAAUUCGAUCUCCCGACACCUGGAAGCACUUUUAUGCCCGGGAAAAUGGAGGACGCUUCUGUUGCCGAUGGUGCUGCUUCGUCAGAGCGCAUGGUUCGAUGCAGUACCUUUCCUGGUGUUGUGAAGAUUGGCGAUGAGAAUGGCGAGAACGGUGAAGUGCGCCAUAUUGUGAUGAAGGCCAUGGUUGUUUGCAGUGGCUGA
This is a messenger RNA of Zasmidium cellare ATCC 36951, 1452 nucleotides long. RefSeq lists its product as uncharacterized. NCBI's taxonomy places the organism in Eukaryota, Fungi, Ascomycota, Dothideomycetes, Mycosphaerellales, Mycosphaerellaceae. The record is from RefSeq and is a predicted model, not a curated record. The transcript has a single exon. Bases 1 to 1452 code for a protein of 483 amino acids.